Gossypium arboreum is the source of this 1356-nucleotide messenger RNA. RefSeq names its product LEAF RUST 10 DISEASE-RESISTANCE LOCUS RECEPTOR-LIKE PROTEIN KINASE-like 2.1. The record is from RefSeq and is a predicted model, not a curated record. NCBI's taxonomy places the organism in Eukaryota, Viridiplantae, Streptophyta, Magnoliopsida, Malvales, Malvaceae. Gene Ontology annotation, molecular function: polysaccharide binding. The coding region runs from base 424 to 1224 and encodes 266 amino acids. The transcript is spliced from 2 exons.
UAGUAAAUUUUAGAUGGUAUUUUGAUAAUGAAGUUCAAAAUUAAGAAUGAUGCUAAAAUCUCCUCUUCUUCUUCUUCUUCUUCUUUUUUUUUUUUAAGUCGUUUAACUGGUGAAAAUUAAGAAUUCCUGUAAUUGAUCUCGUGGAGUAGUAAACCUUCUUUUAGACGUAGUGUGCGAAAACUUAAACGAGAUUUUUGGAGUGAAGAUGAUUUGUCCAUGAAAAAUAAGCCACUAACACCCAACCACAUGUAAAUUAUCAUUCUACAGGUCAAGGUCAGCACCCUUGUAUCUUUCUUUCUUUCCAUCUCUUGGAAAUUUCUAACACCUCCCCUUCCUUUUCUGUUAAAUUUCCAACCCAACCCCAUUUUUGUCUCCCCAAUACUUCCCUUUUUCACUUCAAACAAACUAUUCGCUCAUUGUUCCAUGGAUGCCUACUUCCUUUCACCAUCUUCCUUCUCCAUCUUAUUCCUUUUAACUAUUUUCCAACUGUCUUACGCCCGAGAUGAUUUCCACUUUACUUCAUGCGCUCCAUUUGAUUGUGGAAACCUUGUUAAUAUUUCAUAUCCUUUCUGGACCGAUCAAUAUAAUCGACCUUCAUAUUGCGGUUACGGUGAUGAAGGGUAUAAGCUGAAGUGCAGGCAGAAUCAGCCCCCUGUUCUGACGCUCAGUUCCCAAGAAUUCUAUGUGCUGCAUCUCAAUCGCUCUUAUGGUUUGUUAACAAUCAAACGAGUGGAAUUGAACAACACUUGUCCUCAGCCGAUUUUGAUAAACUAUGCUUUUAAUUAUACUGAAACUGCUGAAAACAUUACUCUGUUCUACGACUGCCGAAGCAGGGGAGGUCCGAAUCAUCGUUUCAGUUGCAGAAAGGGUGGAAAAGAAACUUCCCUCAUGUUCUUUAAGGAGGAUGAAAAUGAAUGUACUGGAUACAGUGAAGAAGUUGAAAUUCCUAUUGGGAAAAAGGCCUUUGAUUAUCUGAUUGGGGGAAUCAGCACCGUGAAUGAAAGUUUACUCGAACCCUUUGAUAUUAAAUACUUAGCAUACGAUGGUUAUUGCAAACAAUGCGAGGAUUCUGGCGGAAGAUGCGGAUCCAACCAAAAUGAAACCUCUACAUUUGCCUGCUAUUGUCGUGACAAUCCUCAUUCAACUGAAUGCAACCGAGGUCGCAGUAGUUUUAACUUGGGAAAAAAGCUUGCCCUAGGUAAUCUACUCCCCCGAUUCUUUUAAUUCAUUUAUAAUGUUUUAUAUUCUGCUCAUGAUUUUUUACACGUUUAUUUUUUAAUUUUUUAAAAAUAAUAUUAUAAUUAGUUGUUACUUAUUGUUUUAAUUCAUUAUUCAAAUUAUUGAACAUAAUUAAAA